AUGUCACCCAUCAUCAUCGACCACCUAAUCAACCUCGAGCACUUCAAGCUCUCCGUUGCACGACCCCAAGCCUUAUAUGAAUCCUCGCCAGCCAAGCCACCGGCUACUCUCGUCACAGCAAGGACCGCCGUGAUCUUAAUAGACCUGAUCGUCGUCGUCCUCAUCGCUCUUCUACUGCUCUUGGGCUAUUAUCUUUAUCGCCGUAAACUCAAAAGGAAAAAGAACCUCGCCAGGUCUUGCGAAACCUCCGAGGAAGAAAAGCCUUCAGGAUCUUAUGAUCGAGCAGCAAUUAUGAAUAACCACUCCACAUCUGCAUCGACCAUCGCAGAAAAGGAAGAACCAACCUCCAAAAUCUAA
Messenger RNA from Puccinia triticina, 357 nucleotides. RefSeq lists its product as uncharacterized. The record is from RefSeq and is a predicted model, not a curated record. NCBI's taxonomy places the organism in Eukaryota, Fungi, Basidiomycota, Pucciniomycetes, Pucciniales, Pucciniaceae. The transcript is spliced from 2 exons. Bases 1 to 357 code for a protein of 118 amino acids.